Globicephala melas (long-finned pilot whale) is the source of this 5933-nucleotide messenger RNA. It is a transcript of the gene CETN3, whose product is annotated as centrin 3. NCBI's taxonomy places the organism in Eukaryota, Metazoa, Chordata, Mammalia, Artiodactyla, Delphinidae. The record is from RefSeq and is a predicted model, not a curated record. Gene Ontology annotation, biological process: spindle pole body duplication. Gene Ontology annotation, cellular component: microtubule organizing center. Gene Ontology annotation, molecular function: microtubule binding; calcium ion binding.
UGAGGCCGCGGAGGUCGUUGGUGUCUGUUGAACGGCUCGUGGAAGUCGUGCUGCCUUGGGUAGGGGUUAAAAUCGUUCUCGAGAGGAACGUCUCUGUCCGAAGAGAACAUGAGUUUAGCUCUGAGAAAUGAGCUUGUAGUAGACAAAACAAAGAGGAAAAAAAGAAGAGAACUCUCUGAAGAACAGAAACAAGAAAUUAAAGAUGCUUUUGAACUUUUUGACACAGACAAAGAUGAAGCAAUAGAUUAUCAUGAAUUAAAGGUGGCAAUGAGAGCCUUGGGGUUUGAUGUAAAAAAAGCUGAUGUACUGAAGAUUCUUAAAGAUUAUGACAGAGAAGCCACAGGGAAAAUCACCUUUGAAGAUUUUAAUGAAGUUGUGACAGACUGGAUAUUGGAAAGAGAUCCACGUGAAGAAAUAUUGAAGGCAUUUAAACUAUUUGAUGAUGAUGAUUCAGGUAAAAUAAGCCUGAGGAAUUUGCGACGUGUUGCCAGAGAAUUGGGUGAAAACAUGAGUGAUGAAGAACUUCGGGCUAUGAUAGAAGAAUUUGAUAAAGAUGGUGAUGGAGAAAUAAAUCAAGAGGAAUUCAUUGCUAUUAUGACUGGUGACAUUUAAAGAAUUACAAGGAUAAACACUAAGAAUGUUGCAGUUAUCAUCUUAUAUUCUAUUUUUGUGCCUGAAGCCGUGUUUAAAACAAAAAACAACUUAGUUCUUUUUUCCAAAAGGACCAAAAAUAAGGAUCUUAUGUAUUCAUAUUUUACUACUGUUAAGUUUCUUUAUAUGAACAGUAUUGUUAGUACUCUAAUAGUUUAGCUUUGUAUUUAUAAUAUAGCUUUUAUAUAUAAAGUUUAAAAAAUUGAAUCAUGUGGUACACAUUUUUUGAAGGUUUUUUAUUUAGCAUUAGUAGUCACUUUUGGUGCACAUGUUUUUCAGACUUUCCUUAAUAAAAUGUUUAUUUUUUAGUAUUUCAAAAUUUGGUAACUUUUCUGUUUAUUUUGAUUCCAAAUGUCUGCUAACCCUCAAGAGUAUCUUUCUUAAAUCUUUUCUCUAUACACGGUUGGUUUCAGAAACGAAAAUUGAAAUAUAAAUUGCAAUAGAAGAGUACAUUUUUCCAUUACAAGUUUGACAUUUGAUGUUUCAGUACAAAAUGAUGACUCCGUAUAGGCAUAAUUCCUUUUUCAUGAGUCAUGUCUUUCAGUUUGGAGGGAAACAGUAUUGUGCAUAUAGACUCAUUUAUCCUCAUGUAUUCAAUAUUAUGUUCUGUAACACUUUUGGUGUCUUAAGUUAUGACAGUUAAAUCUGGAUAUUUCUUUCUUAAACUAAUUGAAUAUAGUUUGAAUCAUCUAACUUCUUGACAAAGUGAAAGAUUUAAAUUUUGGAAUUUUGAUCUGUUAAGAUAAUUAUCACUCAAUUAAACGUCACAGUGAUGAAAAUAGGAAACUGUAAGCCACAGAAAUCAUUUAAGGCUCUGUUUUAGCUGUAUAAAGGAACGUUCUGUGAUUCACCAGGUAACAGUGGAGACAGAUUUUCCAGAUAUUGGUGGGUUCUUCUUCCUUGUAGAAGUGUAUGUUAGGGGGAAACACGUGGUUAGGGGAGAUAGGUCAUAGUAAUAAUUUGAGGCACUUUAAAUGUUGUGAGCCUCCUAGAAUAUUACAGAAAGAGUUAUCCACUAGAAAUUUAACAAAAAAUCAGUAGAGAAUAAUGUAACAGUGGUGAUAUUUCAAAUAGUUAUCUAGAAAGCAAGUUAAUUGUUCACCAUAUUAAAAUUCAGUUUUGAAUAUGAAAUCAGUGUUCACAGUAAUACCAAUAUCCAGGGCAACAAAUAGACUGUGAAAUUUAAAAAAUUGUAUCACGUUUACUGAUGAAUUUGCCUUCUAUAUCUCAAUCACAAAAUAUGUUGAUUUCCAGGAAAUUGAAGAAUAAAGAAAAUGAAGAAUAAAACACAAACAUGUAUCUAGGCUUGCUAGUCUUCUACCACUUUAUUGGAAUAAGUAACCUAAGCUACUUUUUUGUCACUUACAGAGAUAACUUCUUUAUUCUUAAUAUAAAUGGUUACUCCUUGGGAUGCCAGCAUUUUGUUUCUUCUUACUGUGGGUUGAGGGAAGAGUGCUCACUUCAGUUCUUUAUGUUUGUGAAAGCUUUCUCCUACAGAAGGGUAUGAAUUAUUUUCAAGUUUUUUCCAGUGUUAAUAACCGUAGAGUCAGAGGCUUAUAAAAUUGGCUAGUAGAGGUGGCAAUAAGAAGAAAGGAGUGAAUUUGCUUUAAACAAGAAGGAAGUGGAGGUGGGUAUUAGUCAUUUACUAUUAUAGUUAUAUUUAUUAUACAAUGGCAUUUCAUGAUGUAAGAAAAUAACUUUCUUGCUAAACUUACCUACUGCAUCUGCUGUUCUGGUAUCCUGGUAAGCUUUGAUAGUUUGGGAUUUGUCAGCUAAGAUCUCUUCUUAUAUGUAAACCAUCAAAGCCUACUUUAAGUUAUGUGCCUCUUAACAGCUCCUAGAUUAGGGUCUGGCGGUAGGUAGUUGGGGUGGGGAGGAAAUCAAAAACAUAUUUGUUAUGCAGUUAAUAUGUGGUGUGGGUACUGCACUAGGCUCAUUUAAUCGUUCGCUGCAGGAAAUUCAUACAGCACUUCUAAUGGAAGACUUUCAAAUUUAGUUGAUGCGCCAGUGUUAAUGGUCUUGCAUUAGCAAACACCAUGAUGAGUUAGAUGAUCCAGUUGAGUUGCUAAUUUCCUCAACUCCCUAAACUAUUCUGUCUGAUGCUAAUCUCUGGAUGUAAAUUCUCUUGGGAAUUGCUAGUGAUGUGUUCUACACUAAAGAUAAUUUCUAAUGUUCUGAAGACCAAUGUGAAGAAGGCAAAAGAGUUUCAAAAAAUCACUUAAAAUAUGAAGUUAAACAAAUUACAUAAGUAAUAUAUAAAGUAAAAGUGAAAAUUCUUUUUUUUUUAACUGCCAGCUCCACUCCCAUUCCUCUGAAUAGUAUCAGUUUCAGUUAGACCUCAGACAUCAAGAGGAGCACAACUGGAUAUUUUCACAGAGUGUAAUAUAGGGAAUAGGUUAAAUUGGUGCUGAAGAACAAAAAAAAGAAAAAAAAAUCAGGAAAGGAACACUGGGAUAGCUGAGGGUAAAAGUUGUAGUUACUGGAAACUAGAAGCUGGGAGGAGAGGUCCUAUGGAGCAGAGACUCGGAGAUGGUUGAGGAAGGGGGCACUGGUAGGUGGUGCUAAUGUUGAUGGGGAAUGAUGAGGCUGGUUUGGGGAAUCUUGAGAAAAAGCUGGAGGAUGGAACCAAGUGCUGCUCCUGGAAGGAAGAACUGUUGCCCUGGGGAUGCUGACGGGAACUCCAGGCAAACUGGAAACAGCAAAAGAGUCUUUUCCCCUCCUGCCUUCCUGUUUUAUUCUUCUAGUCCUCUUUUUAGUGGAGCUUAAAAAAAUUCAGCUGGCAAAGGGGACAUGUAGUUUACACAGUUCCAACCCUACUGUUACACAUUUGAAUACAGAAUAGUGGUUUGGAGCUGUGGGGAAAAAAGUUUAAUGACCAACACAAUUGACCAUAUAUUUUAUGAUCUAAACCGGGUUACCUGAGAGUGAAGGAGCUUAGGGGAGACUAUUAUAAAUCUUGGCACAACAGGUGUAAUUCAGAACUAGCCUGGGCAGACUAGGACAUAACUGUCACCUGAUCUCUAGGAAUAGUAACCAUUGUUAUUUUAGAGAUUCAUUCAACCUGUUUCCUUUGUAUUUACAUGAAAUUAUAGAAGUAGUUUCUUCCACAUGAAUAUUCUAUCCAUUCUGCAGCUAAGUUUUAUAAAGGAAAUGUCUUUAAAAAUUUAGUAACUUGGGCUUCCCUGGUGGCGCAGUGGUUGAGAGUCUGCCUGCCGAUGCAGGGGACACGGGUUCGUGCCCCGGUCCGGGAAGAUCCCACAUGCCGCGGAGCGGCUGGGCCCAUGAGCCAUGGCCCCUGAGCCUGCGCGUCCGGAGCCUGUGCUCCGCAAUGGGAGAGGCCACAACAGUGAGAGGCCCACAUACCGUAAAAAAAAAAAAAAUUUAGUGACUUAAGUGCUGCUGUGUUACAGGCACACAUAGGUAUUUACAUACAUUAUAUAUUUUAAUCUCGGUAACCUGAGGUAGAUACUGUUGGGUUGUCUUUAUUUUACACACAAGAAAACCAAAGCUUAGGCUUAAGUAACUUGUUCAAGGUAAUAGGCAUUGGAAUUGGAAUUGGAAUAUGAUCCUGUCUUCUGACUCCAUGGCCCACUCAUAGCCACUAGAUUGUAUUAUCUCCUUACAGUGACUUUUAUAAACUAUCUCAAGGUGUAAAGGAUCAGACUUUUAAAACUACAAAACUAAGAGAUAGAAUCUGGAAUUCAGAGGCUCAGCAGCAAAAGCAUUAAACAUUUAUGCAUAAUCUAGCAUGGCAUUUGUUGUAUUAUCUAUUAUUCCAUGUGAGUUAACAUUUGGUGCCAGUCCUCUGGAAGCUAAUAAGCUUAGAUAGAAUGUUUUUAAAAUCAUGGAGUCAACACAUUGAAAAAGUAGAUGUUUGGGGAAAAAAAAUACAAUAUUAAGCAAAUGCUUAUUGAUAAAGUGCAUAUUAUUGAGUAGUCAUAAAAUAUUUUCAUUUUGAGGAAACAUUUUUUCCACUUACCCUUUGUGAAGAAGAUUUUAUUUUAGGGGCUGUUUGAAUGAAGAAAGAACUCUUUAAAUUCUUGGUAGGAAAUGGAAGGAACCUGGAGCUUAGGAGUAUGUUUGGUAAAAGGGUGUGUGGGAAGAUCUUUGAGGCACCUAGCUGGAGAGGAGGAAGGUUUAUGGACCUGAUAGUCUAAAGCAAAACUCUUGUCGGUCUCAGUGGUCAGAGAAGAGGGUCAGUAAAGGUUAUUUUAAUGGUAGAAUGAUGACUUGUUUAGGAUUUGUGUUGCAAAGAGAAAUUCUUGGGAUGAAAUGAGGCAGUCAUCUGGAUGGCAGCUUAGUUGGGUCUUGGAGAUCUUGAUUAAACAGCCUAGGCUUACCCAUUCAAUUGAGAUAGGUAAUUUGCCUACAUAUCCUGAUUCUGUGUUAAGUCAUAUGUCAUUCUACAGUUACAGCAUUCAUUGAAAGCUUCAUCUAAGACUCUACAAAAGAUUGCCAAAUACAGUCUAAAACUAGUGAAAUCAAGUCUUUUUUUUUUCUGAGAUAAUAUAUUUAUGUUAGAGUUACCUUUGUGAGUUGUACUGUAAAUAUUGAGUAUAAUUAUAAUAGUAUUAUCUAAUUGUCUACAAAAAUCCAAAUUGUCUUUUUCUUUAGAACUUGGGAAAGCUGUAUGUCUUGUGCUGUUCUGAGGAUACGUAAAAUAUUUUUUCAUUAUAUGAUAAUUUUGGGAAGAUUACUGACAUUUUAUAGAAUCAAAGAUCAGCAUUGUUACUUCCAUUUUUUACUUAAUUAAAAAUAUUUUAAAAUGGGUUUUCUUUAUUCCAUAAUAAAAGAAAUCAGGGAUACUUAAUAGACUUCUGGGGUCCAAUAUUUCUAAUUUUAAUAUGAUUGUAACAUUUGUCCAACAUACCACUGUGUUCUCUGAAAAGAGCAAUUAUUUUCUCCGUGUGGCAUCAUCAUAGACUGUCUAUCCCCAAGGUCUUCCAAAAGGUCUGUGUAAGCCUGACAGCUAGGAAACGUGUACUGUUGUAGAACAUAAAUUCUGGUGACUCAUUGAUACAAGCCUACUCCUGAUGGUUGUCUCUUUAGAGUAAAUAGCAUUCAGCAUACAUUGGCUAAAUGCUAAAUGGUUAAAAUAUUUCCAAAUCAUAUUUCGUAUCAUGGAUGACCUCCUUAAAUUUAGCAGCAGAUUAAUGAUUUGUGUUUGGCUUACUGAGGAGCAGCCUUUCCUUAGAAAACAUGCAUUUUGCUUGUGUUGAAAAUUCAGGCAUUUAAAGUCCUUGCCAAGCUGGUAAACUUAACCAUACUUUAAGCAAAAUCUA